Nyctereutes procyonoides (raccoon dog) is the source of this 3111-nucleotide messenger RNA. It is a transcript of the gene HPSE, whose product is annotated as heparanase. Gene Ontology annotation, molecular function: hydrolase activity, acting on glycosyl bonds. Bases 52 to 1689 code for a protein of 545 amino acids. Gene Ontology annotation, cellular component: extracellular matrix; membrane. The record is from RefSeq and is a predicted model, not a curated record. NCBI's taxonomy places the organism in Eukaryota, Metazoa, Chordata, Mammalia, Carnivora, Canidae. The transcript has 12 exons.
UCCGGGCCCCCGCGGCGAGGCGGCUCGGGCGGGCCGGCCAGGUGGCCCGCGAUGCUGGGGCGCUGCAAGGCCGGGCUGCCGCCGCCGCCGCCGCUGCUGCUGCUGCUCCUGGGGCCGCUCGGCCCCUUCUCCCCGGGCGCCCUGGCGGGACCCGCGCAGGCCGAGGACUCCGUGGAGCUGGACUUCUCCACCGAGCGGCCGGUGCACCUGGUGAGCCCCGCGUUCCUGUCCUUCACCAUCGACGCCAACCUGGCCACGGACCCGCGGUUCCUCACCAUCCUGGGUUCACCAAAGCUUCGUACCCUGGCCAGAGGUUUGUCUCCUGCAUACCUGCGAUUUGGUGGCACCAAGACGGACUUUCUAAUUUUUGAUCCCCAAAAAGAACCAACCUUUGAAGAGAGAAGUUACUGGCAGUCUCAAGUCAAGCAGGAUAUUUGCAAAUCUGGAUCCAUCCCUUCUGAUGUAGAGAAGAGGUUACAAUUGGAAUGGCCAUUCCAGGAAAAACUGCUGCUCCAAGAACAGUAUCAGAAAAAGUUCAAGAACAGCACUUACUCAAGAAGCUCUGUGGAUAUGCUGUACACUUUUGCAAAUUGCUCAGGAUUGGACUUGAUCUUUGGUCUAAAUGCCUUAUUACGAACAGCAAAUUUGCAGUGGAAUAGUUCUAACGCUCAGUUGCUCCUGGACUAUUGCUCUUCCAAGAAUUAUAACAUCUCUUGGGAACUAGGCAAUGAACCUAACAGUUUCCGGAAGAAGGCUGGUAUUUUCAUCGAUGGAUUGCAGUUAGGAAAAGAUUUUGUCAAGCUGCAUAAACUUCUAGGCAAAACCUCUUUCAAAACCGCCAAUCUCUAUGGUCCUGAUAUUGGCCAGCCUCGAGGAAAGACAGUCCCCAUGCUAAGGAGUUUCCUGAAGGCUGGAGGAAAAGUGAUUGAUUCUGUUACAUGGCACCACUACUACUUGAAUGGACGAAUUGCUACAAAAGAAGAUUUCCUAAACCCUGAUGUGUUGGACACUUUUACUUCAACUGUGCAAAAGAUUUUCCAGGUUGUUGAGGAGACCAGCCCCCACAAGAAGGUUUGGUUAGGAGAAACAAGCUCAGCAUACGGGGGUGGAGCACCCUUGCUGUCCAACACCUUUGCAGCUGGCUUUAUGUGGCUGGAUAAAUUGGGCCUGUCGGCCAGAAUGGGCAUAGAAGUGGUGAUGAGGCAAGUGCUCUUUGGAGCUGGAAACUACCACUUAGUAGAUGAAAACUUCGAACCUUUACCUGAUUAUUGGCUAUCUCUUCUGUUCAAGAAACUCGUGGGCACCAAUGUGUUCAUGGCAAGUGUGAAAGGUCCAGACAGAAGUAAACUUCGAGUAUACCUUCAUUGCACCAAUGUCAAUCACCCAAGGUAUAAAGAAGGAGAUUUAACUCUGUAUGCCUUAAACCUCCAUAAUGUCACCAAACGCUUGCAGUUGCCGUAUCAUCUAUUUGACAAACAAGUGGACAAGUAUCUCAUACAACCUCUAGGACCUGAUGAGUUACUUUCCAAAUCUGUUCAACUCAAUGGUCAAACUCUGAAGAUGGUGGAUGAUCACACCCUCCCUGCUUUAACAGAAAAAUCUCUCCGCCCAGGGAGUUCACUGGGCUUGCCAGCUUUCUCAUAUGGAUUUUUUGUGAUAAGAAAUGCCAAAGUUCCUGCUUGCAUCUGAAAAGGAAAAGCCUACACUAGCCGCGAGAUUGAAAUUUUCAAAUGUAUUGAUAAGAGGAAAACAAAAUCCAAGCUAUAGGAAGGCAAGCAGAUACAUUACAAAUCAACGAGCGAGGGCUUUAGGGCCACUGGGACACUCUCAGUGCUAGAUUUAAUGGAGUCUUUUGUUCUAAGUAGACCACUGCUAAUAAUACCUUGCGCCAAACACUACACUUAGUGCUUUGCAUGUUCUAUUUUUAUUUAAGGUUAUUAAAAAAGGUAUAUGGGUGCUCUCAAUACAGCCAGGAGGCAAGUAAGUGAAGGCUAUAUGAUUAACUUUAAGAAAGUGCUUAGUUAUUUUUAUUUUAAAAAACAGUUAUUAAAAGAUAGCAGGAAUCUAUUCUAUAUGCUCUCUCUAUGGAAAGAGUCUACUGCCACAAUCUUCAAAUUGCCUAUACAUGAGAGACAGUCUCUUUGCACCUAAACAGGCAGCUGGGUUCAACUGCUGCUUCUCUUCUCUCUGUUCUGUCUUUGUCAACAAUGCUGUGUGAGAGGACAGAUGGUUAGAAGUGAUAGUACAAGAAAAAAGAACAAUUCAGAGGGACUGGAUUAUGUAAACUUGAAAUGAAAUUUUAAAGUGACUAUAAAAGAAAUUGACUCCCCAAAAGGAGAAAUACAUUAUUAUAACCACCUGUUAAUAUUUACUUUUCAUCUACCUUUAAUUCUUGUUUUAGUUGGGAAACUUUUGGCUGCAAGUAGCAGAAAACCCUGAUUCAAAUGGCCUAAACCAUCAGGACAUUUAUAACCCUACAUAAUAAGAAGUUCAAGUAGGGCAGGCUCAGGAUGUCACCAAGGAACCAGCACCUUUCCAUCUCUCUGCUCUGUCACAUUUAGCAUUGGCUUCAUUCUCAAGCUCAUGCAUGAUGGCUGGAGUUAUUCCAUGGACCCAUUCAGACCCGGCAGCAGUCAGAGAAAGAUGAGCAACUUUUUUUCCUCUCCUUCAUAGUCCUGAAGAAUCCUUUCUCAGAGGGUCUCUCAGUAGACCUAGUGGACCUUUCCUCAUGUUUCCUCAUGUCUUAUUGGUCAGGAAUGGGUCACAUGGCCAUUCUCCCCAUCACUAUCAACAUCAAUGAAAUCCCUCUAAUUGUCUCCUAGUAAUCUUUUGGAAUGGACAGGGUGUUUGGAAGUCUGUGGCACUGACAACCAUAGUUCUGUGCUUUUAUCACUGAUGGAAGGUAUUAUUUUCUCCUGUAUCUUAAUUUUUAGAAAUAUAAUUCUCUUUAUAUUUAUGCCUGCUAUGAAUAUUGUCUCAAUUAAAUUUAAGUACAUAUAUAAGGAGCUAAAGACAGAACCUAGAGUUUGGAUGCUUCGAUACCCCUAAAUUUUAUAUAUAAGUAGUUUUUAUAUUUUCACAUUGGAAAUAAAGUAAUUUUUAUAACCUCAA